CGGCGGAAGGGGCGGAGGCGGCGGCGGCACCGCCCGCGGUGCCCCGGAAGCAGCGGCGGGCCCGCCAUGGCGGAGGCGGCGGAGGCGGCCGCGCUGGCCUGGAUGGACCAGGCGCUCGACGUGGCUAAGGAGGCGCUGGAGAAAGGGGAGGUUCCCGUGGGCUGCCUGCUGGUCUACAACGGCGAGGUCAUAGGCAGGGGCAGGAACGAGGUCAACGAGACGAAGAACGCUACUGGGCAUGCAGAAAUGGUGGCAAUCGACCAGGUCCUUGACUGGUGCAAGCAACACAAGAGGGAUUACAGGGAGGUGUUUCCGCAGCUGGUGCUGUACGUAACUGUGGAGCCCUGUAUCAUGUGUGCAGCUGCUGUGCGCUUGAUGAAAAUUCCACGGGUCGUAUAUGGCUGUCGAAAUGAGCGAUUUGGAGGCUGUGGCUCCGUUUUGAGCAUCUCGUCUGAUGAUAUGGUGGACUCAGGAGACCCAUUUGAAUGCUCUUCUGGCUAUCGUGCUGAAGAAGCAGUGGAAUUGUUAAAAGCUUUUUACAGACAAGAAAAUCCCAAUGCACCAAAAUCAAAAGUACGGAAGAAGGAUCAUCGUCAGUAGCCCUACACUGGUGGGACACAGAAACUAACCAAAAAAUGAUAUGUGAAAGUUUCGUCAGCAUGCUGCUUUUCUAAAAAUGUGUAGUUCAAUCAAACUAUGUUUAAUUUUCUCUACAAAGUUUUUACUAAUAGGAUACUUAGUACCUGUUCCUGUGUUUCUGUAUUUAUGAUUUCCUGUUAUCAUGACAAAAAAAAAAAAAAAAAAAAGAAAGAGUAAAUGGCUGUUUUUAGAAAGAGGAAAAUUGGUGGUUCAAGUCCACUCAUUUACAGACAGAUCCAUUAAAAUGGUGCUUUUGUACAGCACAUUCUAGUAUAUUUGUUUCCUUCUGUGUGUGGAGAAGUAUCUUGCUUUUCAAUAGCAAAUGUUUGCUUAGGAAAGCAAGCAACUCUCUUAUAAGGUUACAUUUGUAUGUCCUUUACAGUCUGUAUGUGUAUAUUUAUUCAAAAGGCAUAUAAAGGAAUUGUACAGUCCUUGAAGACUUAGGACCAUUGCAAAUGUUUCCUCAUUUUUUUCUACAUUAGCACAAGCCAGAUUUUCAGAGGUAAUUUCUGGAAGUCACAUACCUGUGUAGACAGGCACAUACACACAAUCACAUGUCUGUUUGUGUGUGCUGUUGCUUAGUAAAGAUAAGCAAAUAUCACUUGGGGGCACAGCAGCUUCAUACAAGGUUGUGGAGAAACCCUCCCCAACUCUCUUUAGACUGUCCACUCCUCUUGUGAAUAUCAGUAUAAGAAAUACUUCAAGAAUCCACUAAGAAGUUGUUCUCAGCUCCUAAAUUAUAGUAACCAAGAUGGGCAGAUACAAGUGAAAAACCAGAAAUGAAGCUGGUAAUAACAUGAGUAAAAUAUAUUUAAGAUCUUUAUCUUUUCAUGGUGUUGGUUUAAUUUGUCAUUUCCAUGUACUUUGCUUGGCCAUGCAGUAAUUUAUAAUCCAGAAGAGGGCCUUCAAGUUCCACUAAUGAAUUAAGAAUACAAGUAUGGUUCAAUCUUGAUUGCAUACCUCUUAGUGGAUACUUACAUGAAGGAUGAAAUUUUUGGUAGUUUAUUUGGCUGUUAUUCAGAAAUUUGAGAAAUGUAGCUUUUUUUUGUUUUAUGCAGAUGCGUGUUCAAAAUUUUAUAACUAUAAAAACUGAAUACAAUUACAUUUUCAGAUAUUUCAAAUAAAUACUUUCAAAAGUGUUUUUAAGAAGAAUAUUAAAAGCAUUAAUUUGUCACCAUUACUCUUAA
Molecule: messenger RNA, 1826 nt
Organism: Taeniopygia guttata (zebra finch)
Lineage: Eukaryota; Metazoa; Chordata; Aves; Passeriformes; Estrildidae
Gene: ADAT2
Product: adenosine deaminase tRNA specific 2
Biological process (GO): tRNA wobble adenosine to inosine editing
Cellular component (GO): nucleus; cytoplasm
Molecular function (GO): tRNA-specific adenosine-34 deaminase activity; zinc ion binding
Source: RefSeq, a predicted model, not a curated record